AUGAAGCUUCAAGAUCGAUUUACGUCAUUUGAAGAAUUCGAAAACAGCUUUGGGAUCUACAAAGACACGAAUUUCGUAGAUUAUUUUAUUAAAGACUGUAAGACCUUAGCCUCCAUUAAUACAAAAUUCCCAAAUGGAAGCUACAAACAUAAAAAUACACUAAACCAACGUUCCACAUCUACAAUGCGCCAAAGCUGUGAAGCUGGCAUAUAUUUGAAAGCGUCAGAUGAUGGAAAAGCCCUGGUAAUAACAAAAAUGACAGAGGACUACAACCAUGAGGUUUCCCAGUUAUUAUAUAGUCAUCUUCCUAAUCAAAGAAAAAUCACACCCGAAAGUAAGGCAAUUGUAUUGGAGCUAAUGGACCUUAAGGCAAAUAAAAAAAUGAUCCAACAUAAAAUAAUGAAUGAAAGUGGAAAAAUUGUUACCUUGAAAGAUUUAUCAAACAUCCAUAUGUUCGAAUGCUUAUUUUCAACAAAUUCAAAUUUAAUUGAAGAUGAAGAAUUAUCAUUUAAACAAUUGGAAGAAUUUUAUAGUCCUGAUCUUCCAAAAUCUGGUCUCCAAGCACUUAUUAUGUGUGAUGAACAAAUUUAUCCCAACAUAUAUUUGUUCUCAAAAAUAUUAUGUACAUUGCCAGUCUCGACCACUUUACCAGAGCGUAUGCUUUAUACUUUAAAAAGAGUAAAAACUUAUCUCAGAAACACAAUGGGUCAGGAACGAUUGAAUGGACUUACAAUGUUAUCAGUGCAUCGGGACAUUAAGUUGAACCCCGAUGACAUACUGGAUAUUUUUGAGAAAAAAGGAAAACUUGAAAUAAUAUUAUAA
This is a messenger RNA of Macrosiphum euphorbiae (potato aphid), 822 nucleotides long. Lineage: Eukaryota; Metazoa; Arthropoda; Insecta; Hemiptera; Aphididae. The record is from the annotation of a GenBank genome assembly.